Moesziomyces aphidis is the source of this 978-nucleotide messenger RNA. The record is from the annotation of a GenBank genome assembly. NCBI's taxonomy places the organism in Eukaryota, Fungi, Basidiomycota, Ustilaginomycetes, Ustilaginales, Ustilaginaceae.
AUGUCCACACUGACUCAGAUCAGCGUCUUCCCUGCCUCCUCGGCCAGCGCCUCCCGCCUUUCCCAGCUUUUGCAGGACAGGCAUCCCGACAUCCGCGUGCGCCUUGCCGCCCGCUCGCCUGCCAAGCUCCAAGCCAGCGGCUCCAACGUCUCCAUUGCACAGUCCUCGCUCAACGUCUCCGAUCUUGCUUCCAUCAAGGACGCUCUUGACGGGAGUGACGCUGCGUACAUCAUGAACCCCCCUUUUUACGGCGAGGAAGAUCCCGAUACCCUCUCCAAAACGUUCAUCGACAACAUCGUGGCGGCCGCAAAUGCCAGCUCCACGCUCAAGAAAAUCGUCUUCCUCUCGUCCAUCGGUGCAGAAAAGGCCUCGGGCACAGGCCCCAUCAACAAUGUCCGCAUCGCAGAGACCGGCCUUCUCGCCGACCUCCGUGACGGCGUAGAAGCCAUUGCUCUCCGCCCACCUUACUUCUUCUCCAACUUCAACUCGGUGCUUCCGCUCGCCAUCAACCCUCCCCAUAUCCUUCCCUCCAUGCUUCUCCCAUUCGACAAGCCUUACGCACUCAUCGACUCCACCGCUAUCGCAGAAAAGGCGCUCAAGUAUCUCAUCGCCCCGCCCUCGUCCGCAGCUGAUGCCGCUAGCAAGGGCCACAUCACCGCCGUUCAGCUCGUCACUGCCCCCAAGACCGUGCCUGAGAUUGCACAGAUCGUCGCCGAGAUCACAGGUACGCCUGUCAACGCCGUUCCUGUCCCCGAAGAUCAGUGGCUUCCCACAUUCCAGAAUGCAGGCAUGUCGGACAAGCUAGCCGCAGCCUUCUACGACCUCACAAAGGCAAGUAACACCGGCCACGUCAGCUACCUCGACCAGCCCCGUAUCGACGCCGAGGCACAGCGCGGCGUCGCCGUGAUCACCGAGCACACCGACGUCGACACCAAGGCAGCCCUGCAGCGCCUCAUCGAGGAAGUCAAGAGCGCGUGA